ACAAAAUACCUUCCAGCCUUUUGUAUUUUUAUAAAAAAAAAGUAAAAACGAUAAACUAGUCUUCUCCUUCCAGUCAUUUCUUCGUCUCUUUUCUUCAUUUUUCUUCAUUUUGUAAUGGCCUAUUAACUUUUUAGCUUUUUUAUUUUUCCUUUUCACCUUCACUUUCAUUCUUCUUUUCUUCCCUUUUUUUGUUAAAUUGUUAUUCGUUUCAUUAGCCAAGGAGGGGGGAGUGAAUGAAAAAAACUGGCAAUUUUUUUUAUUUUUCAGAGAGAUAAUUAUUGUCUUAAUAUUUUUCUUCAGUAUCUUUUCAGCUCUUUUCUAAAUUUUAUGUUAAGGCUAAUUGCCUCCAUUUUGUCUCCAUUACCUUAUUUUCUUUUAAGUAACUCAUAGGUAAUUCAGGUUGCUUGUCUUCAUUAUUUAUUGUCUGCAUUAUGUCAAAUAUCCCGUCACUAUUGUUAAUUAUUAACAAACUGUUAUUCUUUUAAUAAUUUCCUUUCUGGAAAGUUUUAAAUAAAAUUCAGUUUCGUCAGAAUUCAGCUUGAAAUGAAAGAAAAUUUUUGAUCCUUAGGUUCAGUCUGCAAAAAUUUUGCGGACAUUUUUUCUGUCCGCGACUAAAAAAUUAUACCGACCUUUUCCUUUUUUUAUUUUUAAGGUCAAGAAUUAACUUUUCUUAAUUUUUUAACCUCUAAUUUAACCCUUGUUUAAAUAUUAAAAGAAAACCAUCAAAAGAAAAAAAAUAAACAAAAACCCACAUACUAAUCCAUUGUUUUUUCUGUCCUCUUUAAAUAAAGGGGGGGGGACGGCGCCUUUCCAUCAAAAAAUAAAAUUCGGCACAAUUCUUCUAAUGUUUCUUUGUUCUAUUUUCUUCAUUUUUCUGCCAUUCUUCUCCAUUAUAAAUUAUUUAGAGAGACAUUUUGUCCCUUUCAUAUUGACCUGUCGGAUCGGUCAAAAAAUUCCCCUUCCUUCAACCUUUUGUUAUAUCCCUCCCCCCUAUAUCCCCCCAUUUGACCGCUUGCCGUCUGUUAAGACGCGACCACUUUCUCCCUUAUUCAUUUACUUCCUCUCUCAAAAACUAUUCGUGCCGCUCCCCUUCCGUUGCUCUUGUAAUUUUACUUUUUUUUUUGGCAUUCAAAAAAUAGGCACGCCAAAGCUAAAUUUUUUGACCUUUUAG
Messenger RNA from Meloidogyne enterolobii, 1171 nucleotides. The record is from the annotation of a GenBank genome assembly. NCBI's taxonomy places the organism in Eukaryota, Metazoa, Nematoda, Chromadorea, Rhabditida, Meloidogynidae.